AACACGUCGAGCAAGUGUUAAACAAAUUCAUUAAACUAACAAGAAACAGUUUGUCAGUGGUGUAUUUACUAGUUACGUCUAAUUUAAUAAAGUGAACUGUGUUAUAAUUAUUGAUAGUUAGCAGAACAAUAUAGCAAACAUGAGCGGCCGUGUGCAAACCGUUCUGGGCGGCGUGUCUCCGGAUGUGCUCGGGCGCACGCUCCCCCACGAGCACCUGUCGAUGGAGUUCACGCACUUUUACCGGCGGCCGCCCGCCGCGCUGGCCGCCAAGUUCCCCGCCCGCCACAUCUCGCUGCAGUCGGCCGGCUACCUGCGCCAGUACCCCUACUCCUCCAAGUACAACCUCACCCUCAACGACAAGGACACGGCGCAGGCCGUGCUCAAUGACGUCAACAUGUUCAAGGAGUCUGGAGGAGGCACGAUCGUGGAGAACUCCGCCGAGGGCCUGGACCGCGACCUGUCGUUCCUGAAGCGCGUGUCGACGGAGACCGGCGUGCACGUCGUCGCGGGCACCGGCUACUACAUCGCCGACACGCAGCACGACGACUCUCUUCAUGCUACCACCGAGGAAAUGUACAAGCGCAUGAUGGCAGAGCUGAUGGAGGGGUGUGUGGCGGACAAGAGUAUCAAGGCGGGCUUCAUUGGGGAGGUGGCCAGCGUUUGGCCUAUCAGAGAGUUCGAACGGCGAGCGAUCGUGGCGGCGGGCGAGGUGGUGGAGCAGCUCGGCGUGGCCGUGAGCUUCCACCCCCACCGCGACCCCGGCGCUCCUGCCGAGAUCAUCCGCAUCUACCUCGAGGCCGGAGGCGCAGCUGAUCGCGCCGUCAUGAGCCACCUCGACCGCACCCUGGUAGACGAAGAAAAGCUCCUAACGUUCGCCGAGCUCGGCACCUACUGCCAGCUGGACCUGUUCGGCACGGAGGUGUCGUACUACCAGCUGGCGCCCGCUUGCGACAUGCCGGGCGACGCGCGCCGCCUGCAGCUGCUGCGCGCGCUGCUCGACGACGGCCGCUCCGAGCGCUGCACCGUGUCGCACGACAUACACACCAAGCACCGCCUGGCGGACUUCGGCGGGCACGGGUACUCGCACAUCCUGAACAACGUGUUGCCGCGCAUGAAGUCGCGCGGGUUCACCCAGCAGGACAUCGACCUCAUCUCCAUAGAGAACCCCGCGAGGUGGCUCGCCAUACACAAGGAAUUCUAAUAUUUACCACUUUACCUAGCCUCCCAAGGUC
Cydia fagiglandana is the source of this 1232-nucleotide messenger RNA. Its product is annotated as phosphotriesterase-related protein. Lineage: Eukaryota; Metazoa; Arthropoda; Insecta; Lepidoptera; Tortricidae. The transcript is spliced from 6 exons. The coding region runs from base 140 to 1201 and encodes 353 amino acids. Gene Ontology annotation, molecular function: hydrolase activity, acting on ester bonds; zinc ion binding. Gene Ontology annotation, biological process: catabolic process. The record is from RefSeq and is a predicted model, not a curated record.